AUGUGGAAUUUGCAUUUUUUGAAUUUUGGACAAUGGUGCCCCUUCGACCUGUGUACCUCCAGCACUUCAACAAAGCUAGCUGCAGCAAGGAAACGUAAAUUCCUUUUCUUAAAUUCUCAGAAACUUACCCCUCGUGUUAACCAUUUACAUUACAAAAAAUCAGGUUCAAUCCCAGUUCAGACAGAUUAUAAUAUCAAAAUUCCUACUUUUGAUAGCGAAAAAUCAGAGACAAUUAGUUCUUUAUUUUCUCCUACUCCGUAUUGUCCAAUACCAGACAUGUUCUUUCCUCUGCAGUAUCGGAAUAUUAUUCCACCAGAUCCUAUUUACGAUGAGUACAACAACUUUAUCAUCCCAGGUUCACGGAAUUGGUUCACUUAUAUGUAUAAUCUAUCAAAAAGUCAUAUCGCCAAUCAAAAAGCUAAGGCUAGAGAUCCCAAUGAAGUUGCUGCAUAUCACGGUACAACGCGUAAACAUUUGACAAAUAGAAUGGAUGUUGUGAAUAGAAUUACUACCUAUAACAACACUUAUGAUCGCAUUAUGACAACGUAUAGAAAUUCUGCGUUACAAAAAUUAUCUAGACGCAAGCUUAAAAAUCUUAACACAGAGAUGGAUUAUUUUUUUUCAGCACAUCCUUAUGCCAUACAUGAUCAUCAUCGUCAUAGUGAGAAACUCCAGCAUGAAACUGUUACAUCAGACGACACUAAAGAAGUUGAGAUGCAUCCUCUUAAACGAGAUAUUUAUGUCUCUUCGUCCAUGGAUGGUGCACGCAAUAUGUCGAAACGUAUCUGCUCAGAUUCUACUUUAGCUUCAGAUUCCAAGCAAGCGGGUUCACUUCAGAGCACCAAUACUAACUAA
Rhizophagus irregularis DAOM 181602=DAOM 197198 is the source of this 855-nucleotide messenger RNA. RefSeq lists its product as uncharacterized. The record is from RefSeq and is a predicted model, not a curated record. NCBI's taxonomy places the organism in Eukaryota, Fungi, Glomeromycota, Glomeromycetes, Glomerales, Glomeraceae.